AUGUGGAUGUACGUGAAAAACGCAUCGGGUCCUCUGCGGGCGGCGAUCGUUUCCAAUCACGAACUGCACGAUUUCGUGCGGAAAGAACGGGGCCAGCCGCUCGACGAGGAGCACGUCGACGAGGACAACAUCGACUACACGGGCAGCGAUCUGUUCAUGAUGAAUCCGACGGCGCCGUCGUCUUCCUGUUCUGGAGAGUACGGAACGUCGGCCGGCGAUCGGAGGACACUGGCCGACGAGAUUUACGAGCGAGGGCACCAGCAAAAGAGAGGAAGUGAGGCAUUUUUCAAGGGGAAUUUGUCUCACUAGGGAACUAGAAUUUCAUAGGGUGAAAGAUCUCUACGAGAGGAUUCGAAACGUGUUCUUCGGUAUUGCUGCCGUCCUCUGAAACUUGAGAUAAACUCAUCUGAUUUUACGCUAUUUCCGCAUGAGUCGCAGAUGUCAACACAAAAAUUGAAGAACACGUUUGAAAUCCUCUCGUUGAGAUCAUUCGAUCCAAGCAAGUCUAGUUCCGAAAGACCAACAUCUCUAUGACUUAGUUGGUGUUACAUAGGAUUCUAACUUUUGGCCGAUUAUGAUAAGUAAUGUAAAAGCAAGAUUUUGUUCUUCAUUUUGCAGGGUUCAGUGCGCCGCUGCCGCCCGUCAAACCGCUGGAUCCGCCGCCGGCCAACCACGACUACGUGUUCGCGACGCAAUUCGACGACGACCGAGCCGACUCGAUUCUCGAUUUGUACGGAGACUGAUCUCUCUAUUUUUUGCACACUUUUUUUUUCCAAUUUUACAGGCUAUUUGCGAUUUUAUAGCUCUUGCAUCCAUUUUGAAGGUUGAUUCCUGUAUUCUUUCCUUUUCUGACCGGGAAUUGGGAUCUUUUUCACGUGUUCAUUUUUCCUGUUCGUAUUCACAUUCUUUGCCAUUUUCUACAUCCAAAUUUUACAAUUUUACGCGUUUUAUUAACUUUUUUGGCAAUUUUGCUCUAAAUAGAUCACUUUAUUGUAGAUGUUGCGGUAACUAUCCAUAGAUUUAUCUAAUGUUUUCGAAAAUUGUGGGAAAAGUUGUUUUUAGAUGGCUCAGGGCCUUUUGUCGGCCGUUUUGUACGUUGAAGACGUGCUGCGGAAGGAGAAUGUGAGCGAGGAGGAAAACGAAAAUGUGAAAAUGUAUUUGGAUGGGAAAUUUCCGGCGCAGCACAGAAAUGUAAGCGUUUUCUGGCAUUUUCGAGUCCAAGAAUGAGUUUUUGCAGAAAAAAUUCGAAAGAAUGGAGGAAAUUGGCGAAGGCGUGAAUUUGCUCGUAAAAUUCGCCGGAUUUGAAGGUUUUGAUUGGGAAAUUCGGGCGAAGAGUCGGAUAAUAUUGUAGAGGCGGAAGAGAGGGCGAUUGAGAAGCUGAAGGAGCUCUUUCUGUGCCUGUUCGUCACUUCCGGUCGAAGGAUGGCGACGAUCGAACGGCGCAAAAGGGACCGGCUCGAGAUUCCGUUCAAAGUACAGAAAAAGUGGAGAAUCCUCGGAGAAACCUUUUUGUUUCCAGAACGCACUUCCGUGGACCCUCAGUCUGCUCGGAAUUUCGGCGCUGAAGGAUCUGAGGACGUGGUACGACUGCACUUAUCAUCAGAGAUUCGAGGAAUUGCGACAAAAGUACGGGAAGCCGGCCGGUGCACCAAGUUCCGAAGAACCGCCCGAAAAGCGACAGACACCUUCUGAUAACUGACCUUUUUUCUGUGAAUUUCGUAACACUCUAGUCCGCCAUCGAAUCGCUUUUUAUCAUGUGACUAACCAUUUGUCGAUUUUACCCGAUCUCGCCAUUCAAAAUCGGUCUUUUUUUUGCUAUUUCUCCUCAUUCUUUAAAGUUUUUGUUUGUGCUCAUGGCUUUGGCUACCAGUCCAACGAGUUGUUUCGAAAAUAUUUCGCAAUCGAAUUUUCUACAACUUGUACACUAUUAUCGAUCAUUAGUCGUUGGAAUUUAACAGAAUUUCAGUAGACAAAUGGCGGAGGAUCCGGUAAAUUCGAUAUUUUUCGAGCGCCAACAGGCUGCCCUUUGUGCCCAGCACGCACUCAACAUGCUCCUCCAGGACGCGCUUUUCACCUACGAGGAUUUGAGUGUUUUGGCGCGGCAAAUGGAUCAGAUGGAGCACGAUAUUCUCGGAAAUGUACGUACCGAGUUGCUGCGGUCCCGUCAGACCGAAUUUUAAAAAUUACUACCGGCCUACUUUUGCCACUUACAAUUGUCCGAUUGGACCCAAAGUUUGCAGGCUUUCAAGACUUGGAUUGAAGUAUUUUGGGACCAAGUUUCAGACCGAUCCGGUAAUCUGGUCCCGAGAUUUACUGGUUUGAAGGUUUCUGCGAAGCCCGCAUUUUCAGGCUUCAAAUCAAUAUAUCUCCGGACCAGAUAAUCCGAUCGGUCUGAAACUUAUACCAGUUUUCUUCAAUCCAAGUCCAAGAAACCUGCAAAGUUUGGCUCCCAUCGGAAUAUUGCAAGUGGGUCAAAAGUCCCUGCUUUUGAAGAAUUCUUGAGCAAAAAAACUAAAAAUAAAACGAUUCUUGAAAAAAAACUGUUCUACAGAACGCGAACGCAAUGGGCCGCAGCGAGAACAUGAACGACAGCGGAUUCUUCUCGAUUCAAGUCAUCGACAAAGCGUUGGAGACGUUCUCGCUCAAACUGAUCAACAUUGAGAAUCCGACGAUGAUCGAGUUCAAAACUAAUCCACUGUCAGUUUUUGUAGCAAACAAUUCCACCUAGAUAGCAUUUUUUAACAUUCUUGUUCUAGGAGUCUAAAAUCGGGUCUGCCAAGUUGAAAAAAACUGAAAUUUCACCGUGAAAGUCCAAUUUUCAAUAUGUUUCACUUCAGAACCGCCCGUGCGUACGUCUGCAAUCUCCGCGAGCACUGGUUCGUUCUGCGCAAGUUCGGAAAUCAGUGGUUCGAGUUGAAUUCGAUCAACCACGGUCCCAAAUUGCUCACCGACACCUAUCUGACUCUCUUUUUGCAUCAACUGUCCGCCGAAGGUUUGUCACCGUUCAAAAAGUGACUUUUUACUCGUUUUCCCCAAAAAAUUGAAGAAAGAAUAUUUUUGCAGGAUACACAAUAUUCGUGGUGCAGGGAAUCCUGCCGUCUUCCUACGCCGACGAGCUGAUCACUUUAUGUCCGGUGGAGGCGAAGCAGCCGAAAAAAGAGCAAAAGGAGCCGAAUAUGGUGCAGAAGUUCUUCAAUUCGGUCGGACGCCGACUCGGCUCCAACGCAGAGAGUUCCGUUUUUUCCCAAACUUUUUAAAGCAAAGACUGACAAUUUUAACAGCAGAAAGUCGCAUGUCAAGCAAAACAUGGAGAAAAAGAGCAGCAUCUAAUGCAAAAAUCCCAACAAAAAAACGCUCCCAAAAUUGCAGGUGAUUCGCAAGAGGACCGUGAGCUGGCGAUCGCGAUGGCAAUGUCGAUGGAACCAUCGGGAGAGGCGGUCGAAACUGAAGAGGACCUGCUGAAAAGAGCCAUCGAAAUGAGUUUGGGGCGGGAAGACGCUCUUGAUCCCGCUGGAUCAUCUGGUCCCUCUGGAUCAUCUGGUCCCUCUGGAUCAGUGGUCCCAGUCGUGGAGACGCCGAUUCUGAGCACCGGAUCCUCGGAGGAAAGCUCCAGAGGAAGCACGCCGAGUUUGGAGCAGCAACGACGCGAUCGCGAGAAGUUUCUUGAGAGGAUCGAGAAGAGAAAUCAAUGA
Messenger RNA from Caenorhabditis sp. 36 PRJEB53466, 3692 nucleotides. NCBI's taxonomy places the organism in Eukaryota, Metazoa, Nematoda, Chromadorea, Rhabditida, Rhabditidae. The record is from the annotation of a GenBank genome assembly.